This is a messenger RNA of Trypanosoma brucei brucei TREU927, 495 nucleotides long. Its product is annotated as clathrin assembly sigma-adaptin protein 3, putative. Gene Ontology annotation, cellular component: intracellular membrane-bounded organelle. Bases 1 to 495 code for a protein of 164 amino acids. The transcript has a single exon. NCBI's taxonomy places the organism in Eukaryota, Euglenozoa, Kinetoplastea, Trypanosomatida, Trypanosomatidae. The record is from RefSeq and is a predicted model, not a curated record. Gene Ontology annotation, biological process: protein transport; vesicle-mediated transport.
AUGAUUAAGGCUGUUAUAAUAAUUAAUAUGGUCGGGAAGAUCCGGCUCCUGAAUGUGUAUGAGAAGGAGAUUCCACUUAGUGUGCAGCAGGAGCUGGUGCAGCGUGUUCAUUCCCUGAUUUCCCGUCGUGGUGCCGACUUGUGCAACUUUGUCGACAACUUCCGCGAGUGGCCAACACCCGACACUCGCGUUGUGUACCGACACUAUGCUACGCUCUGUUUUGUAUUUGUUGUUGAUAGUAGCGAGUCUCAGUUGGCGAUAUUAGACCUCAUUCAGGUUUUCGUGGAAGUACUUGAUCGUACCUUUGAAAAUGUGUGCGAGCUUGAUCUCAUAUUUCAUUCUGACAAGGUGCAGUUACUUCUGAUGGAAAUGGUGAUGGGCGGAAUGGUAUUGGAAACUUCGAGGGAAGAGGUGCUGCGGGCUGUGUGUGAUAUGCAGCGGCUUGGGAACACCAAAACAGGCAUGGGAUCAUCAUCUAGUGGCUAUCAUUACUAA